This is a messenger RNA of Telopea speciosissima, 3899 nucleotides long. Its product is annotated as actin cytoskeleton-regulatory complex protein PAN1-like. Gene Ontology annotation, molecular function: calcium ion binding; protein binding. Gene Ontology annotation, biological process: endocytosis; endosomal transport. NCBI's taxonomy places the organism in Eukaryota, Viridiplantae, Streptophyta, Magnoliopsida, Proteales, Proteaceae. The record is from RefSeq and is a predicted model, not a curated record. Gene Ontology annotation, cellular component: plasma membrane; cytoplasm; intracellular membrane-bounded organelle. The coding region runs from base 449 to 3697 and encodes 1082 amino acids. The transcript is spliced from 13 exons.
GUACCCGGUUUCUCGAUUGAGCGAGAAUUUCAUCUCAUGAUCCACCGAUGCGUUUCUAAGGCAAGCUCUGUUCUGUAAUUUCUGUUCCGAAUUUGUCAAAAUCUCUAAAAGAAUCUCAAUUCCGCCAUUAUCUCACUCUCUGCCGUCCUCGAUCCGAGUCAUCCGACCAUUGAAAUCUCGUUAAUCAAUCGAUCCCACUAGUAAAUCCCCAUCUUUUUGCUCUUGUUAGUUGUCCCUCGACUUGUGAGAUCUUCUAAACCCUCUCUUAUCAUUCUCUGCGUGGACAAUUAACUCUAGGGUUUUCAGUUCUGUCUCUUUUCUGAUUCUGUUUCGUUGGAUUUGGAGCUGUAUAUUGAAUUUUUUUGAUGUAUGGGAAGUGGCUUUUGGUUGACUUCGUGUUCUGAUCUGCGAAUUUUGGUGAAUUUCGAUCGGUCUGUGGCGGUUUAGAAUGGCAGGGCAAAACGUGGAUCUAUUCGAUUUAUAUUUCAGGAGAGCGGAUUUGGAUCAGGAUGGGAGGAUAAGUGGGAACGAAGCUGUUUCCUUCUUUCAAGGUGCAAAUUUGCCGAAACAUGUCCUUGCCCAGAUAUGGAUGCACGCCGAUCAGAACCGGACUGGUUACCUUGGCAGGGCUGAAUUCUAUAACGCUCUUAAAUUAGUAACUGUAGCACAAAGUAAGCGAGAACUAACCCCAGAUAUUGUCAAGGCGGCAUUAUAUGGUCCAGCAGCAGCUAAAAUCCCUGCACCUCAGAUAAAUCUUCCAGCCACACCUUCAUCACAGCCUAGCCCUAUCACAGCUGCUCCAGCCCAUCUUAUGGGUGCACUUGCUCCUACUACAUCUCAGAAUCCUGGUUUUAGAGGGCCACAAGUAUAUCCAAAUGCUAACAUGAAUCCACAGUUUCGCCCUUCGCAGGACAAUCAGUUCAUGAGGCCUCCUCAAGCCAUGCCUGCUGGUGUUGCUUCGCUACCAUCACAGGGCAUUUCUGGUCAAGUGCUUCCUGGGGGAGGUUCUGUGGUAGGUCCACGCCCACCAAACUCAAGUAUCUCAACUGAUUGGCUUGGUGGAAGGACUGGUGGAUCUUCAAUGGGAGCAACCUCACAAAUCCCGAAUAGAGGCACUUCUCCCACUGCAGCUCAGGAUGGAUUUGGUCUGGGUUCUUUGGGCCUAACAUCUUCAGUACCACCUAGACCACAGGCAUCUUCUGGGAUCACAUCUUCAGUCACUUCCACGCCGCAAGAUCCGGUCUUAUCGUCACUCCAAUCGACAGCUAAGGAUUCUAAAGCAUUAGUUGCUUCUGCAAAUGGAUUUGCUUCUGACUCAAUUUUUGGAGUAGGUAUGUUUACGGCAACCGCUUCUCAACCAAAACAAGCUGCUGCAACACCUUCAUUUUCAGCAAACAGUGCAGCUGUCUCAUCUGCCAUGGUUCCAGUAUCUUCUGGGCCCCAGUCUUCAGUUAAGCUGGAUCCAUUGGGUUCAUUAAGCUCAUUACCAAAUCAAUCUACGGGUGGUCAGCUUCAGCGAGUACAGUCACUGGUCAAACCAAAUCUACAGGUUUCAGACCAGAAUGCUACUGCAUUUACUUCAUCUGGCAUUUCAGUUGGACCCGCGAAUCCUGCCCCAUCCCAGUCACAGCCUCCUUGGCCUAAGAUGACUCUGUCUGAUAUUCAGAAUUAUACAAAAGUGUUUGUUGAGGUAGAUACUGACAGGGACGGUAAAAUCACUGGUGAACAAGCUCGCAACCUUUUCUUGAGUUGGAGAUUGCCGAGAGAGGUCUUAAAGCAAGUGUGGGAGUUAUCAGAUCAAGAUAAUGAUAGCAUGCUAUCACUGAGAGAGUUUUGUACUGCUCUCUAUUUGAUGGAACGGUAUAGAGAAGGCCGUCCACUUCCAGCUGUGCUUCCAAGCAGUGUCAUGUAUGACGAGACACUAAUGCGCACCACCGGGCCUGCUGCUGCAUAUGGAGGACAUGCAUCAUGGAGACCUACUUCUGGUUUGCCACAACAGCAUGGAAUGCCUGGUGCAAGGCCAGUAUCAUCUGCAGCUGGUGUGAGACCACCGUUACAGGUUCCUGUUUCUCCUCGAGCUGAUGGAGUGAUGCAGCCCAAUCAACAGAAGUCAAGAGUGCCAGUGCUGGAGAAACACCUUGUAAAUCAACUCAGUAAAGAGGAACAAGAUUCAUUAAACUCAAAGUUCCAGGAGGCAACAGAAGCAGAUAAAAAGGUGGAGGAAUUGGAGAAGGAGAUAAUGGAUUAUAAAGAGAAGACUGAAUUCUACCGCAAUAAGAUGCAGGAACUUGUAUUGUACAAAAGCAGAUGUGAUAAUCGACUUAAUGAGAUCACAGAAAGGGCUUCUGGUGAUAAACGUGAGGUUGAGUCACUAGCUAAAAAAUAUGAAGAAAAAUACAAGCAGGUUGGAGAUAUAGCAUCUAAAUUGACCAUUGAAGAGGCCACAUUUCGUGAUAUUCAGGAGAGGAAAAUGGAAUUAUAUCAAGCAAUUGUCAAAAUGGAACAGGGUGGUAGUGCUGAUGGUAUUCUUCAGGUUCGUGCUGAUCGUAUCCAGUCAGAUCUUGAGGAGCUAGUGAAGGGUUUGAAUGAACGGUGCAAGAAAUAUGGGUUACGUGUCAAGCCUACUGCACUAGUUGAGCUUCCUUUUGGCUGGCAACCUGGCAUUCAAGAGGCAGCUGCUGAUUGGAAUGAAGAUUGGGAUAAGUUUGAAGAUGAAGGAUUCUCAUUUGUCAAGGAACUCACUCUUGAUGUUCAGAAUGUUGUGGCCCCUCCAAAACCAAAACCUUCUUCGGUUAGGAAGGAAAAGGAUUCCUCGGAUGAGGGUCUGACAACCGCCUCAUCCCCAAAUGCUGAUACUAAAUCAGAGAAGCCUAUGAGUACAGUUGACCGGAAUGGUGAGAAUGGAUCAGCUUAUGCACAGAGUGAAGAUGGCUCCGCAAGAAGUGCGCCUGCCAGUCCCACAGGAAGGAGUACAGUGGAGAGCCCAUCUCAUCAUUUUGGAGAUAACCAUUUUGCAAAGAGCAUUGGUGCUGAUGGAUCACCCCAUGCUAAAGAAACAGAGAGUGAUCAUGGUGGUGCCGAGUCCAUACUUUCUGGGGAUAAAAGUUUUGAUGAACCAACCUGGGGUACUUUUGACACCAACUACGAUACUGACUCAGUGUGGGGCUUUGGCACGUCUCGUCCAAAUGACCUGGAUAAUGAAAGCCACACAGAAAACUCAUUCUUUUCUGGUGGCGGGGGUCUGAACCCGAUAAGAACGGGAUCUCCACAGGCAGAUAGUAUGUUCCAGAGGAGGAGCCCAUUCAAUUUUGCAGACUCUGUUCCAAGCUCUCCUCUAUUCAAUUCUGGCUUCUCUCCAAGGUAUAAUGAGGGAUCAGAAGGGCACUCCUUCGACAACUUCUCAAGAUUUGACUCCUUCAACAGCAGCAUACAUGACAGUUCAUUUUUCCCUCCGCGUGAGACUCUUACAAGGUUCGACUCCAUCCGCAGUACUGCAGAUUUUGAUCACAGCCGAGGUUUCCCACCGCGUGAGACUCUUACAAGGUUCGACUCCAUCCGCAGUACUGCAGAUUUUGAUCACAGCCGAGGUUUCCCAUCUUUCGAUGAUGCUGAUCCUUUUGGCUCAUCUGGACCAUUUAAAAGUUCAUCAGAGAGUCAAACCCCUAAGAGAGGUUCAGAUAAUUGGAGUGCCUUCUAGCCCAAUAAUUCAGUGUUAGAUCGAUAUGUGCUCUCAUCUCAGUUUUAGCCUUUUUGGGAGGUCUUGUUCAUGUGGGUAAAGGUAGCCUUUUCUUGGUGUGCUAUAUAAUCUACAGCAAUGAUUUGAUGUAAUGCCUUCUGGGUUUCACCUCUUUUUGUAUUUCUGCAAUUUCUUUUCUUUUCUUUUUUUUUCUUUUUUUUGG